Messenger RNA from Synchiropus splendidus (mandarinfish), 1953 nucleotides. It is a transcript of the gene ppp1cab, whose product is annotated as protein phosphatase 1, catalytic subunit, alpha isozyme b. Gene Ontology annotation, cellular component: nucleus; cytoplasm. The transcript is spliced from 8 exons. The record is from RefSeq and is a predicted model, not a curated record. Bases 275 to 1252 code for a protein of 325 amino acids. Gene Ontology annotation, molecular function: protein serine/threonine phosphatase activity. NCBI's taxonomy places the organism in Eukaryota, Metazoa, Chordata, Actinopteri, Syngnathiformes, Callionymidae.
CCACCGCGCCACUUCCGUUCAACCCCGCUUUCUGUUAGCGCCCAUCGAUUCUUUUUUGUCGAUGACAUGCUGCUAAUAAUCUCGACAGAAACGGCGAUAAAUACAUUCUAAUCAUUGCGAAGGUCGUUAUCUAAUGGAAUACAUUUAAAUCGAGUACAGUCGGACGUGCAUGCAGACCAUCAAAUCUCCAAAACAAGUCAACAACCGGCCUCAGUUUUUGAGGUUGCCAUUUCUGGCCCAAGUUUAUUCAAGGAACCGAUAACAGAGGACUAGCAUGGCAGAAGCCGACAAGCUGAACAUCGACUCCAUUAUACAGCGUCUGCUGGAAGUGAAAGGAUCCAGACCUGGCAAAAAUGUUCAACUGACAGAGAAUGAAAUCCGUGGUCUCUGUCUGAAGUCCAGGGAGAUCUUCCUCAGCCAGCCAAUCCUGCUUGAACUUGAGGCACCCCUCAAGAUUUGUGGCGAUGUUCACGGCCAGUACUAUGAUCUGCUCAGGCUGUUUGAAUAUGGAGGUUUUCCACCUGAGAGCAACUAUUUGUUCCUGGGUGACUACGUAGACAGGGGCAAGCAAUCCCUGGAGACCAUCUGCCUCCUGUUGGCAUACAAGAUCAAAUACCCAGAAAACUUCUUCCUUCUCAGAGGAAACCAUGAAUGCGCCUCCAUCAACAGAAUAUAUGGAUUUUACGAUGAGUGUAAAAGGCGAUAUAACAUUAAGCUGUGGAAGACCUUUACUGACUGCUUCAACUGUUUGCCUGUUGCUGCCAUUGUUGACGAGAAGAUCUUCUGUUGCCAUGGAGGUCUGUCUCCGGACCUUCAGUCUAUGGAACAGGUGCGAAGGGUCAUGCGUCCCACUGACGUACCGGAUCAGGGUCUCCUUUGUGACCUUCUGUGGGCCGACCCUGACAAGGAUGUGCUGGGCUGGGGGGAGAAUGACCGUGGCGUGUCCUUCACCUUCGGUGCAGAUGUGGUCACCAAGUUCCUUCACAAACACGACAUGGACCUCAUUUGUCGGGCCCACCAGGUGGUGGAGGAUGGAUAUGAGUUCUUUGCAAAGAGGCAGCUGGUGACUCUGUUCUCUGCCCCAAACUACUGCGGCGAGUUUGACAACGCAGGAGCCAUGAUGAGCGUAGACGAGACUCUCAUGUGCUCAUUCCAGAUUCUCAAACCUGCAGACAAGAAGCUGUUCUAUGGUGGUGGAGGGGGCAUGGGCUCUGGCCGCCCCGUCACCCCCCCAAGGAAAGCUAAGAAAUGACACCAGUCGCCAGCCCUUGACCUUCAACCCUUCAACCCUUCCUGCCCUCUCUACCUCUCUUGUCCUUUCUUUCACCAAACAGCCAGAAAUCAAACCUAUACCCAGGGCUUUUUUCCUUUUUUAUCUGUACUUCUUAAAACAUUUAAUGUUACCAAUUGUUUGAGUGGGUGAGCGAGUGAAUGUGGGCAGACGACAAACGUGGAGCGUCUGCCUGUGUGCAUCAAAAUCAUUUGUACAUUUGUUUGAGAGUAUUAGAGAUUUCUACUCUCCUUUUCUCUUUGCCACUCUCAGUGGACUGGUGCAAACCAGUGUCUGUCUAUACAGUAGUCAUGACUGAAAACACAGGUUUGGGAGAAACUACUGCGCUGACCUGAGCGGUCGAGCAGGAGACUCCUGCCAGCAGGUGGCGUGUGUGUACUUGUGAAGGAGGGCAGUGCAGUGUUUCCCUGUCCUCCCGUACUGUAAAAUCUCACAAGUGUGUGUGUACAUGUGUGUUGUGAAUAACGUUGCUUCACAAGAGUAAUGUCAAGCGCACACACACGUGUGCACACACGUACACAUGACUUUUCAGAUUCUUAUAAGCCAGAGCUGUAAAAACCCCAUACAGUUUAGGUUUGUACAGAUUUGAUUACUUGAAAGAGAAUUUUUUGUGAAUUCGUUUUGUAGUUGUUCACCAAGUUGACCAAUAAAGCAAGAAUCUG